Cannabis sativa is the source of this 1026-nucleotide messenger RNA. RefSeq lists its product as uncharacterized. The transcript is spliced from 7 exons. NCBI's taxonomy places the organism in Eukaryota, Viridiplantae, Streptophyta, Magnoliopsida, Rosales, Cannabaceae. The coding region runs from base 1 to 1026 and encodes 341 amino acids. The record is from RefSeq and is a predicted model, not a curated record.
AUGCAAACUAGAAUCAAUGAACAAGAUAAUGAGAUUCGACAGUUGAGACAGCAGGGUGCUCCCGCAGUGCCUGCUCCAGAAAUUCCAGUGGCACCUGCCCCUGCUGUCCAGGCCGAACCAGUGGUGGCAGUGAAUUGGAUGGAACCUCUGUAUGAAAGUAAUGAUUGGGUGGUCUGUGCCACCUUCCAGUUUCAAGAAGAUGCACUGGUCUGGGGGGACAUGGUGUCUAUGAUUCAGGAUGUUACGACAAUGACCUGGGAAAAGUUCCAAGAACUUUUCAAUGCAAAUUAUUACAAUGAAGCAGUUAGGAGUGCUAAGAGAAAAGAAUUUACUCAUUUGACUCAGAAAGAAAAUAUGAGUGUUACUGAGUAUACAACGCAAUUUGACCGUUUGGCGAGAACCACUUAUGCGGAAAUGGCGGAUACGGCACUGCGAGCUGAGGGUGUAGUGGGAUGUAUAAUUGAGUCUGGCGGGGCUCCUACCCCUCCUACAUCAAGUUUUAGCAGGGGAGGGCAUUACAAGAGGGAUUGUCCCCAGCUCAAAAUCGAAGCACCAAAGACUGCAGCGAAACCCAUUCCGGCCAGGGUGUUCGUGAUAACUCAGACUGAUUCAGAAGCCAGCCCCUCUGUGGUAACAGCUUUUAUGGAUUUGAUGAAUAGGGUAUUCGACGAUUUCCUCAAUAUUUGUGUUAUUCUGAAGCAGAGGCUAAUUACAACUCCAGUGUUAGCUCUGCCUUCUGACAGAGAAAAGUUCGUGAGGUGUUGGUUAGAGGUGGUUAAAGAUUACGAUUGUGAAAUCCUUUACUAUCCUGGGAAAGCUAAUGUAGUGGCUGAUGCCUUGAGCAGAAAGGGUCCCAGGAAGGUAGCUAGCGUGAUUCAAAUUUCACCUCAGUUAGCAGAGGAUAUGGUCAGAUCAAGCAUCGAGUUUGUUGUAGGCAAACUUCAUAACUUGACGCUGCAGUCAGAUUUGUUAGAACGUAUUAAAGUUGCUCAGCUAACCGAUCCAGAGCUAAUGAAAGUCAGAUAG